This is a messenger RNA of Panonychus citri (citrus red mite), 540 nucleotides long. RefSeq lists its product as uncharacterized. NCBI's taxonomy places the organism in Eukaryota, Metazoa, Arthropoda, Arachnida, Trombidiformes, Tetranychidae. The coding region runs from base 106 to 414 and encodes 102 amino acids. The transcript has 2 exons. The record is from RefSeq and is a predicted model, not a curated record.
UCACAUUUACUUUUGUUUUGAUUGUUUUGGUUUCAGAAGAUUUUACAAUUUGAUUAAUUGUUGUUUACUGAUUAAUAUUUAAUCGUUUUGUUUGGAAUUUUCACCAUGUCUAAAUCUAUUGUCAAAAGAGCUUUACAAUUAACCGAUUCUGAUGAUGAAUCUCAGCCAAAAUCAACAGCUAAGAAAUCAACUCUAGAGGAAUAUAGGAAGAAACAAAGUAAAAAGGUUGAUGAAAAUGCGGUUAAACAAUUGGAGAAAUUGAGAUCGAUUAAGGUUGACCGUUCGUUAACCGAUAAAAUAUUGAAAAAGAGAAAAGAAUUACAUGGGAAAAAAGAUCCUGAGAAAAAACCACAACCAGAGAAAUCGUUUUUCACCGAAGAUGAUUUUAAACGUUACAUCAGGAGUAUCUUUUAAUUUGGAUAAAAUGGUUAUCAAUCUAAUUGAAGCAAAAUUCUAGUGUUAAUUAAAUGACUGAUCUAGAUUGUGUUUACCUUGCCACAGAAAAUCAGUUGGGACAUUCAAUAGACUAUUGAACUUCAA